Neocloeon triangulifer is the source of this 2154-nucleotide messenger RNA. RefSeq lists its product as uncharacterized. The record is from RefSeq and is a predicted model, not a curated record. Lineage: Eukaryota; Metazoa; Arthropoda; Insecta; Ephemeroptera; Baetidae. The coding region runs from base 287 to 1861 and encodes 524 amino acids. The transcript has 6 exons.
CAGGGACUCGUGCGUGACGUCACGUAAAAACAAGGAGGCUGCUUGUUUUGGUCGGUUUUGCCAGGUUUGCUUCUGAUCUGAGAUCUGAGCCAUAAAAUUGAUAAAAAUUAUCUAAAGGGCCGCAGUUGGGAGAUUGGAAAAUUAUUCUCUGAAAAUAAUACACCCGCGUUGAAUACACCAACCAUCAGUUGAGGUGUGUGAUAAUUUAAGAUUGCUUUCUUAUCUUUUGACGAAGACUUGACGACAAGAGGGUCACAUACGCUUAAACCAAAAAUGGUUAAAAGUGAUGGAAGAAGCAAUCAUGGAGCUUGAGCCACUACUGGAGAGUGCUAUAGUGAAAAGGUCGGAGGUGAAAAACUUGAGGCCGUUGAAGGAAUUGACUUCAAUAAAUGUUGCAAGCAGCUAUGAAUGUGCACAACCCACUCUUGCACUAAUUCAAUACCUCUCGCCUCCGUUGCAAAAAGAAAUCUCGAGUCGCAUGGCGGCCUCCAAUGAAAAUCGGCUGACCCCUGCCAAAGCUGCCUGGGUAUUUGAAUUGGCGAGCCGUCUCUUGAAUACCACCACAAAGGAGUUUGACUUUGGCAUCUUCGGUGGUCAAUUCCAGCAUUGUGCAGACUAUGAGCGUGCCCAAAAAGUGUGGCACAUGCUGGCUGAGAAGUGCCCAAACUUGGAGCAAAUCAACGACAAGCGCUACCAUGAAACGGACUCCUCGAACCCAAAGAAGAAAAACUUGCACAUUAAAAAUGUGAUGCCUUUCCUACAGAAAUUUGGGAAACUGAAGCACAUUGUCCUGAAAUAUUAUAUUUGUGACUCAGAAGACUUGGUGCAGCUUGCUCAUCAUUUUCCAAAGCUGCUAACUUUGUCAGUCACUUUUGAGUUGGUCUGCUUUGACACUCUGAAAAAAUUGUUCCUUCUCCAGGACCUGGAACGAUUGGAAAUCAAUUGGGACAAAGACGAAUUUUUCAAUAUUGACGACGCGGCUGUGCUUGGAGAGCAGACCCACUACUUCAAUCACUUUAAAACCGAAUGCAUCGAACAGCUGCCGUGCUUGCAGUACUGCUCAGGAGGUGGAGAGUACCACAACUUUCGUCCUUACCGAGGCAAAAGAAAACUCGCCCUUAAAGAAAUGGAAGUUUUAGGUGGCUUCGAUUUGCAACUUGUACCCUUUUUAGAAGACCUUCACUUAAAAGGACCUCUCAAAACGCAUCUGAAUGGAAUUGGAGGACUUUCAGACCUGACAGUUUUGAGUUUGAGUGAUGUUAAAGAAUCUGAUGUGUCUGAUCUUCUUACCCAAUGUGGUGCAAAGCUUCAUGAACUGAAAAUAUACAUCUGGGAUUCUGAAGCAGGUAUAAACCCUUACGAGUUAAUUGUCAAGUGCCCGCAGCUGCAUAAACUUGACGUUAGCUCUGAUUUAUAUGACGGAGAGGAAAAUAUAUUCAAACCUCAAGUGAAUGCCAACCAUUUAAAAUACCUGAAGGACUUUUCGCUCUCACGCAUUGGAAACAAAUUCCCACCAGAUUUAACUGCACUUGUGUUGGCAGCGCCAGACUUAGAGAAAUUUUCCAAUUGGAAUUUUUCCCAUGAACACCUGGUCCAUUUAACUGAGCAGCUUGUUGACGGACGCAUUUUGCAAAAUCUUAAGUCCUUUACGUUUAAUUGUAUCAAUCAAGAACCUAGCUUUUGCACUGAGUUGAUUAAAUUCCUCUGCUUCCUUCCAGUUUAUGCCCCGAGACUUGCAUUGAUGACGUGUGAAAUUGCAAGUACGGAAUUUGAUAAGCAAGUCAAAAAAUCUUAUCUUUGUAACGGUUUUGACCAAAUUGAUGGUUUCAAAUUCAUUUUGGGACAUUUAGGGAUCUUUUAACUAUUCACGUUGAAUGCUUAGAAAGAACAAUAAUGGUAUAUGAUUAAAAAAUAUAAUUUCCUCUUAUGUGAUUCAAAUAAUUGAUUUUUUACUGAAAUAUCGCAAAUGUGAUGAAAAAGAUUAAAUAAAAAUUACUGUCUUUUAGCCUGUAAAUAUCUAUUAAUUGCUUGGGCUUAUUUUAUGAUUUAUAAUCUUCAAUAUGAAAAGAAUUCGAUUAUCACAAUAGUUUUCUAAAAGUCUUGAUUUUUGUAUAAUAUUAUGUGUUUUAAAUAAAACUCAAAUUUUGAUCCGGA